GCAACUUAUGCGACUAAGGACCGACAAAUAAUCCAUCCUUUUUCAGUGGGAUGAAUCCAGAUGGACCUUUAAACACUCCGGGGCUGCCUUCGUCUGGCGAAUUAAUCGUCCAGCAAAAGAAAGAUGCCAUCCAGGCAGCGGGGCAGCCCACGGGGGACGGCGGACUUUUCUCUCAACUUACCAACAAUCCUUUCUUCACAGCAGGAUUCGGUCUCGCUGGGCUCGGCGCGGGUUUGAGUUUCGCUCAAAAAGGUUUCCGACACGGUGCUGCGCUCCUGCGGAGGCGCAUGCUCGUUGACGUCGAGAUCAGCAUCAAAGAUGAUUCCUAUCCGUGGUUUUUACAUUGGAUGACCCUGUAUCAACAAUCCCAGCUCAAUACGGCUCGGUCCGCAGCCAGCAGGUCUGGCUUCGUGGAUUCAAUGCUCCAGCGAUUAACGCCCGGAAUGCGCCAUCUCUCCAUCCAGACGCAGAAAGUCGAACACUCGAACGGUGCGAUCCACACUCAGUUCACGUUAGUGCCCGGCCCCGGGCGACACGUGUUGCGAUACAAAAAUGCGUUCAUCUUCGUCAAUCGGAUGCGGGAGGCCAAGUCGCAAGAUUUGCAGACGGGCCGACCAUGGGAAACAAUCACAUUGACGACACUCUAUUCGCAUCGCCACAUUUUCCAGGAUCUUUUCACUGAGGCCCAUGCAUAUGCCGCGAAAUCGCACGAAGGAAAGACCUCUAUCUAUAACAGCUGGGGCGCGGAAUGGAAACCCUUUGGACAGCCUCGGCGGAAGCGUCCGUUGGAGUCGGUGGUUCUCGAUGAGGGCGUCAAAGAGAAGAUUGUGGAGGAUGUGUCGGAUUUCAUAUCGACUGGAAAAUGGUACCACGAUCGGGGGAUUCCCUACCGACGUGGUUAUCUGCUCUACGGCCCACCCGGCACCGGGAAAAGUUCGUUCAUCCAGGCCUUGGCCGGCGAACUCGAUUACGACAUCGCCAUUCUCAAUCUCAGCGAACGUGGUCUGACUGACGACCGGUUGAACCACCUUCUUACGAUUGUUCCGAAUCGGACCAUUGUGUUGCUCGAGGACGUGGACGCUGCUUUCUCAAACCGCCGGGUCCAGACGGAGUCGGAUGGGUAUCGUGGCGCCAACGUGACCUUUUCCGGAUUAUUGAAUGCCCUUGACGGAGUGGCCAGUGCCGAGGAGCGCAUCAUUUUUCUCACCACAAAUCACGUCGAGCGACUUGACCCGGCACUGGUUCGACCGGGUCGGGUGGACAUGACUGUCCGUCUCGGUGAAGUCACUCGCUACCAGGUGGGUUGCCUCUGGGAUCGGUUUUACGGUGAACUCGACACCGAAGGUACCUAUAAAAAGGUGUUCCUUGGUCGACUGCAUGAGUUGGGUUUGAUUGAAGACGAACAUGGGCGGAAACCCGAUGGGUCCCGAACCACGAGUGCGGCCGCGUUGCAGGGGUUGUUCCUGUACAACAAGGACAACAUGGAGGGCGCGAUUGCGAUGGCCGAAGGGCUUACAUAUAGCGUUUACGAUGAUUCUCAUGAAGCGUGAGCCACGAAACCGUCGCUUGUACCAUAUUUGUAUAGAUCAGUUAGGCGUCC
Messenger RNA from Aspergillus candidus, 1600 nucleotides. RefSeq names its product bifunctional AAA family ATPase chaperone/translocase BCS1. NCBI's taxonomy places the organism in Eukaryota, Fungi, Ascomycota, Eurotiomycetes, Eurotiales, Aspergillaceae. The transcript is spliced from 2 exons. Gene Ontology annotation, molecular function: ATP binding; ATP hydrolysis activity. Bases 51 to 1550 code for a protein of 499 amino acids. The record is from RefSeq and is a predicted model, not a curated record. Gene Ontology annotation, biological process: protein insertion into mitochondrial inner membrane from matrix; mitochondrial respiratory chain complex III assembly. Gene Ontology annotation, cellular component: mitochondrial inner membrane.